AUGCCGCCGUCCGGCCCGGAGCUUGCGGCGUUCACCACCGUCUUCCGCGCCGCCGACUCACACCGGGUCAAACGCAACCGCCAGCCUGUCUCGUGCACCGCGUGCCAGCGCCGCAAGACCAAGUGCGAUCGCCAAAAGCCAUGUGGCGCCUGCGAGAAGCGUGGCGACUCCAUCGCAUGCCGCUUUGGCAUGUCCACGGGCCCCGUCGGCCGUCUUGAGGUCCAGGCGAGGCUGGCGAAGCUUGAGGAGAUGGUCAAGGAUCUGGCUACGUCGGGUCCCCUAGUUACCCAUGGCAGUGAUGAUCUUGUCAAGCCCGGCCACGGGGGAUCGUUUCCACCUGAAGCAUUGGGAGACGGGACGGAGGCCGACUAUCACGGCGCCACGUCGUGGUCGGCCCUGGUCGAGAGCAUCCGCGAUAUCCAGAACGUUCUCGAUACCGAAGAGGACAUGCCUCCUCCUCCCGAAGCGUCGGAGGACCUGGCAGUGCCGGACAUCUUCCUCGGGGACAUGGCGCCGCUCACUAUGGGAGAGGUCAUCAGCAGCCUUCCGUCUCGCCCAGACGCCGACAAGCUGGUGACGACCUACUUCAACGCCAAGUUCCUCGCCGUGCCUUUCAUCCACGCCCAUCACUUCAGACGCCGCUACGAGGCCUUCUGGGAAAACCCCGAGUCCACCAGCUUCCUCUGGCUGAGCAUCAUGUUCUCCAUCCUCAGCGUCGGGGCCAUGAUUGCCAAGGUCAAGGGCCUCGUUGGUCCCUUGCUGCUCUCCGUCUCGGAGCCCAAGUUCUACAUGGUCCGCUCCGCGCAGUGCCUCAUCACCGGCCAGUACCUCAAGGCUAAGGCCUUCUCCGUCGAGGCCCUCAUGAUGUUCGCCCAUUCGCGCAAUGUGCAAAAGGAGGACUCGGAUCCCACCAUUUGGGCCUUCUACGGGCUCACCGUCCGCCUCGCCCAGCGCAGGGGCUAUCACCUCGACGCCGCCAAGGUCUCGCCCAACAUCACGCCUUUCGAGGCCGAGAUGCGUCGCCGCACCUGGUUCAUGAUCCAGUCGGCCGACCUGCUCUUCUCCUUCCAGCUCGGCAUGCCGCCGAUGAUCUAUCAGGAAGUCUGCAACGCCGACCACCCCCGCAACCUGAUCGACGACGACUUCGAUGAGGGCACCGAGGUGCCCCCUUCGCGCUCGCCGACGGACCCUACGCCGCUCCUCGCCUGGCGCAUCAAGUCGUUCCUCUGUCGCAUCACCCGGCGUGUCAUGCGGCACGCCCUCGCCGUGGACCAGACGCCGUACGAGGAGACCAUGGGCCUCAACGCGGAGCUGGAAGCCUUCUACGCAACCAUCCCGCCGUGCUACCGCAUCCGCUCCAUCCGCAGCACCUCGUUCACCGACGAGGGCUACACCAUCAUGCACCGCCUGAUCCUCGAGCUCAUGUACCGCAAGACGCUCUGCGUGCUGCACCGCCAGUACCUCAGCGUCGACAAGGACGAGUCCAAGUACAAGGCGUCUCGCGAGAUCUGCCGCGACGCUGCGCUGCGCAUCCUCGACCUGCAUCUCGAGUUCGACCAGGAGAUCCGGCCCGGCGGGAGGAUGUACGAGGACCGUUUCAUGGUUUCGAGCCUGACGCUACAUGACUUCCUCGUCGCGGCUAUGGUCAUCUGCCUCGAUCUUAGCGAGUCUACGGAUAUCAGUCUCUACGACCGCCAGCACCGCGUCCGUAUCCUCCAACGCGCCCACGCAAUCUGGACGGAGCGCGGCGCCAAGUCACAAGAUGCCCGCCACGCCUCCAAGGUCCUCGCCGCCAUCUUGAACAAGGUUGAGACGCCUCCGGCCGCCGAUACGAGCCUCUCCAACGGCUCCACCCUCGUCGCCGGAGACACGCCGAGCAUGAGCGACGCGUACGCGCUUCCGGAUCUGUCCCCGAUGCAGAUCACCGAUUAUCCCGUCAACUUUGACGAGCUCCUCCCGCUCGAGAGCUUCUUUGGCGCCACCGAGGGCCUGGACUGGGUAUGUUGCGUCCCCUCUCUUCCUUUUGCUCUCCGUCGUAUUUUUAGCCCGCAGCUCCAGUUUAGCCUAACAAGCCUGGCAGAACUCCAUCGACCAGUACCUCCGCCAUGGGGGCACGAAUGA
Ilyonectria robusta is the source of this 2121-nucleotide messenger RNA. RefSeq lists its product as uncharacterized. Gene Ontology annotation, cellular component: nucleus. Bases 1 to 2121 code for a protein of 706 amino acids. The record is from RefSeq and is a predicted model, not a curated record. Gene Ontology annotation, biological process: regulation of DNA-templated transcription; DNA-templated transcription. Lineage: Eukaryota; Fungi; Ascomycota; Sordariomycetes; Hypocreales; Nectriaceae. The transcript is spliced from 2 exons. Gene Ontology annotation, molecular function: DNA binding; zinc ion binding; DNA-binding transcription factor activity, RNA polymerase II-specific.